AUGGCGGAGGGCAGCACUUCCCAACAACAAUUCAUGUCGUUCACCAAGACUUACCACCACAAACCAUACGACCUGAUCUCUCCCUCUAGACCUGAGCUCUCAGCAGCCGGCAAGAAUGUUGUGAUCACUGGCGGCGGCACCGGCAUAGGAAAAUCGAUCGCCCUUUCUUUUGCUAAGGCUGGUGCGAGCUCCAUCUGUAUUCUCGGCCGACGACUCGACCGCCUUGAGAUCGCCGUGGCAGAGAUCCGCAGCACCGCCAAGCUUGGAACUCAAGUUCUUUGCAAGAAAGUGGAUCUCUCAAUUCGCGAUGAAGCUUGCGCAGCUAUUGAUGAGAUUUCAUCAGCGGUCGGAAACAUCGACAUCUUGGUUUCUAAUGCUGGGUUCUUCCCUAAAGUUGGCGGCGUCGUCCAUCAAGGAGCGGAAGACUACAUGGAGGGUUUCAAGCUCAACGUGGUCACCACGCUGCACGCCUUGCAAGCUUUUGUCCCCCAUGCAGCCCGAGGCGCCAUAGUGCUGAACAUUUCGACAUCUCUGGCUCACAUUAAACCGUGGGCAGGACUCUCGGGCUACUGCGUCACCAAAGGAGCAAAUCUCAAGCUUGUGGACUUUUUCGCGGCGGAGAAUCCUGACAUUCACGUUGUCAACGUUCAGCCGGGAGUCAUCGAAACCGAGCUGAGCCCGCAAGGCACUACCUUCAACACGACUGAUGAUCCGGCACUCCCUGGUCACUUUUGCGUGUGGCUAGCAUCUCCCGAAGCUCGAUUUCUCAAGAACAAAUUCGUCUGGGCUAACUGGGAUGUCUAG
This is a messenger RNA of Colletotrichum aenigma, 804 nucleotides long. RefSeq names its product Short chain dehydrogenase andI (gene andI). The record is from RefSeq and is a predicted model, not a curated record. The transcript is spliced from 2 exons. The coding region runs from base 1 to 804 and encodes 267 amino acids. Lineage: Eukaryota; Fungi; Ascomycota; Sordariomycetes; Glomerellales; Glomerellaceae. Gene Ontology annotation, cellular component: cytosol. Gene Ontology annotation, molecular function: oxidoreductase activity.